Aspergillus ochraceoroseus IBT 24754 is the source of this 1800-nucleotide messenger RNA. RefSeq lists its product as uncharacterized. NCBI's taxonomy places the organism in Eukaryota, Fungi, Ascomycota, Eurotiomycetes, Eurotiales, Aspergillaceae. The coding region runs from base 237 to 1493 and encodes 418 amino acids. The transcript has 4 exons. The record is from RefSeq and is a predicted model, not a curated record.
CCCCCUUCCUUUCUGUCACCAUUGAAUUCCUCAUCAUCACUCGGUUUUCUACCUCCAAACUCAUUACUCUGAACUUUCCUCUUCUGCCUCUGGUCCGCCGUCCCUCCUUUACAUACCCCACCCCGCCCACCGUCUACGGUCCCGUCUCCGUCACCCGCCUGCGUCACCCACGGUUCGCUCAGGCCCUGUUGGGAUCCUAUACUACAGCUCCUCAACUCGUUUUGAGGUCAUCCGACAUGUCGUCUCGAUUCUCCGAUUUUCGCCGCUCCACCGGGGUCGUUGACGCUGAUUCCGAAUAUUAUUCCCGUGAAAACCGUGGCCGUCAUCGCACCCGGGGGGGCCGUGUGGUCGAAGAAGACCGCUGGAGUUCGCGCUUACAGGAAACUGAUCGCUAUGGGCCACCUGCUCGCCGGCCGAGCAGACAUUACGAGGAUGCCCACCUUCUGUCUGGAUCACUAGUCCACUACGAGCGCCGCCACGCUGAAAGCCCACCUCCUCGACCCCGUCUUUUGCGGCGCCAGUCCUCCCUGGAUACGUUUGAUCGCAUUCCCUCUCGCAAGAUAGACGAGUACUACCAAGGUUACCUCCCUCGAGCUGCGCCUAGUCCGCCACCUCAACGCAGGGGACCAUCCCGGCGCUCUCUCGAUGUCGAUGAGUAUGAGGAGAUUCGCGUCGCAGACCCAGACGUCUAUAGUGACGAAGAGUUUCAUCGCUUCCGUGAGCGGGAUCGUUUUACAGACCGACGACGCCGCUCUGAUAGCCGAUUUCGCGAAAGAGUGGUAGGAGAAGUGAAUAUUGGAAAGCCGUAUCCGCGCAAAGGCAAAACUCGCAUGCCCCGGAAACUGGUUCAUACUCGCGCGAUUCGGGAAUUUGGUUAUCCUUUCGAGGAAGAGGGUGACCUGGUCAUUAUCCAGCUAGCUCUCUCUAAGGAGCAAAUUGAUGCUGUCAUUGAGAGAAGUCGCGAGAUCAAGCGUGCGAGCGAAUCUGUCUCGAGGCAAAGAGCUAGAUCCCCCGUUCGUGCAACGUCCAGACUCAGAAGAGUAGAUCGAGUCGCAAUGGAGACGCUUUCCCCGCGCACCAGCGAGACUCUGAUCAUCGAGCCAUCGCCAUCCCGGCACCGGUCGCCGUCUCGUCGGCAUUAUGAUUAUAUUGAGAAGACCACCAAACGAUCUGUCUCCCGUACACGGUCGACAUCAGUCCAUGGUCUUCGUGCGCGUCGUUGCUCCUCGCCUGUGCGCAUGUUGAUCCACAAUCGUGAGGAUCGCAUCGAAGAACCCAGAACUAGCUCCAGCCAGCUUGCUAUUGUUGUACGCCCUCGAGAGACCGACCAUGACCUUGGCGAGUAUGUCACGGAACGACCAGGUGGCAGAGAGGUGAUUCGUGAUACGAAAAUCAUUGGCGACGGUGAAGAGGAGGAAAUCCUAGAGGUCAAGAAGGAGCGAAAAGGCCCCACUCCUCGACUCCUCCGUGCUAUGCUUGCAACGAUGACCUAGGCUGCUCUCUCGGAUUAGAUGCUUACUUUCAGACUGAUACGGCUUAUUAUGAUUUGUGUCUUGCUGCUCAUGUUCUAGUUUAUUGUAUGAUAACAGGAAGAAUGCUUGUAUGGGUAUUGUAUGAAUUUCGGAUUUUGGCUUGAUUUUUCUUUCUUUCUUUCUUUCGUUCUUUCUUUCUUUCUUCUCUUGCUGUCCUUCUUUGCAGCAUAUACUCUGAUUUCUUUCCCACUUUGUUUGCCGCUAUGACCAAUUUUAUUCCCCCCUAUGAUGUCUUUAAGCCAUAAUAUAAUCUAUCCAUAUAUACACA